Ostrinia nubilalis (European corn borer) is the source of this 3577-nucleotide messenger RNA. RefSeq names its product E3 ubiquitin-protein ligase TRIM33 (gene bon). Gene Ontology annotation, biological process: chromatin organization. The transcript is spliced from 18 exons. Gene Ontology annotation, molecular function: ubiquitin protein ligase activity; protein binding; zinc ion binding. Bases 320 to 3577 code for a protein of 1085 amino acids. The record is from RefSeq and is a predicted model, not a curated record. NCBI's taxonomy places the organism in Eukaryota, Metazoa, Arthropoda, Insecta, Lepidoptera, Crambidae.
CAAGGGGACGCAUGUCAUAUUUUUCAUGAAUAUUCAUUUUUAAUAAAAUUUCGAUUAUUAUUAAAAUAUGAGAAAGUGUCGUAUGAGCAGAAGUGCAGUGAUUUUAUAUUGGUGUAAAAUAUAGUCACAAUAGACUCUUUCUAAGGUUUUUCUGAGGACGCCGUAUUGUUGCUCCAUCUCGAAGUGCUCAAUUAUGUCUACGUGCCCUGCUCCUCAGACUAGCUAGUGAAAGUUAUGGUUAUGGAUCUCUUCGCGAGAUUGCAGAAAUGCAUUUGAAGGAGUAGAGUGUUUUAAGAAAGUGAAAAAAAAAGAAGUGUUCAUGGAAAACGUGAACUUUCAACCGAGCGGCGAGGAGAUAGAGCGGGCCCUGAUGGACCUGGGCCCACUCCUGGGCGUCACCAUCAAGGAGGAGGUGCAGGACGAGCUGGGCGAGGCGAGCUCCGCGCCGGCAUCCCGCGUCAAUGUGGGCAGCGCGUCGGAGAGCGGCAAGGGCUCGGGCGGGGGCGACGGCGGCGGCGGCGCGGACUCGCUGGCGUCGCCGGGCGCGGCGCGCUCGCCGGCCGGCGCGCGCUGCGUGCUGUGCCAGGCGCCGCUCGCGCUGGCCGACGGCACGCCCAAGCUCAUGGAGUGCCUGCACUCCGCCUGCGAGCCCUGCAUCAACGCCAAGCUCGAGGAGAGGCAGGCUAACUCCAGGGACUUCUUAGGCGCGGAGCGCAUCACGGUGACGUGCCCGGCGUGCCGGCUGCAGUGCCAGGUGGCCAACAUGAUUGACCAGCGCUUCGUGCUCGAGAAGAUGGCCGCCGAGCAGGCCGGAUCCAGCAGCGCGGGCGUGGGCGAGCAGCAGUGCAACAGCUGCGAGGACACGGAGCCGGCCACCAGCUACUGCGUGGACUGCGCCGAGUUCAUCUGCGACAACUGCGUGCACGCGCACCAGAGGCUAAAGAUAACGAAGGACCACACGAUCAAGAGCAAGGAGGAGGCGCUGGCCGAGCUGCAGGCGGCGCAGGCCACGCCCUCCGCGAACGACAUGUUUUGCCGCGACCACGUGCAGGAGCGGCUGACGCUGUUCUGCGAGACGUGCGACCGGCUGACGUGCCGCGACUGCCAGCUGCAGCACCACCGCGACCACAAGUACCAGUUCAGCACCGAGAUGGCCGCGCAGGCGCGCGCCAACAUCUCGUCGCUGCUGUCGGAGGUGUCGUACAAGCGCGUGCUGCUGGGCUCGGCCAUGAAGGUCAUCCGCGACCGCCAGCAGCUCAUCGCCGACAAGAAGAAGGCGCUCGUGCACGACAUCACGCAGACCGUGGUCAAGCUCACCAACGCCAUCAACACGCGCGGCAAGCAGCUCGUGCUGCGCCUCAACGAGGUCUGCGACGCCAAGCAGCGCACGCUCGCCGAGAAGAAGGACGCGCUCGAGCAGCUCGCCGCCAUCACCGACCACUGCGUCGACUUCGUCACGCGCGCGCUCGACCAGGGCAGCGACACGGCGGUGCUGUACAGCAAGCGGGCGGUGUGCUCGCACCUGCAGCGCAUCAAGAGCCGGCGCGCAGACAUCCCCAACCCCGAGAUCCCCGUGCGCAUCAGCCUCGCGCUCGACAAGCUGCCCGACCUGAUUCGAGUGCUGUCGAGCAUCGGCGCCAUCGUGGUGGACGGCAAGGUGGACGGCGCGGGCGGCGCGCAGGGCCCCUACCACCCGCCCGCGCAGCCGCCACCCGCCCCGCCCGCCCCUCCCGCGCCGCCCGCCCCCCCGCACUCCGCCCACUCCGCCGUCGUCGCGCUACAACAGGUCGCCAUGCACCAGUCGUACGUGCAGUCGGUGCCGGGCGGCGGCGGCUACCUGCUGCAGACGCGGCACGCGCGCCCGCCCACGCCGCUGCGACACCCGCACGUCACCUCCACCACGCACCCGCACCAUCUGCACGGCAUGAACGAGAUGAACCUGCGCGGUCUGCUGAGCGCGCAGGCGCAGCGCGGCGCCGCCCCCGCGCGCGCGCCGCUGCCCUCCGCGCACCCCGCCGCGCACCCCUCCGCGCACGCCGCCAUGCAGCACGCCUACCAGCAGAUGAUAGGCGCGUACGCAUCCAACGCGUACAACGUGGUGAGCGCGGUGAACGCGCUGCCGGCGCCCGCGCCCGCGCCGCCCGCGGGCUCCGGCCGGCGCAGCGGCGGCCCGCGCACGCCCUCGCCCGCGCCCAACUACCCGCACCAGCCCGCCAAGUGGCACAUCCCGCAGCAGAACGCGCCCAACGGCGGCGUAGACGCGGGCGCGCUGGGCGGCGGCGCGUGCGGCGGGCCCGAGUACAAGAUCACGCUGGGCCGGCCGCGCGCGCCCGCCGCGCCCGCCGCCGUCACCUCCACCAACCCCAAGACGCCCAGCCCCAGCCUCAACGUGAGUACCCGCCGUACUGUAGCACGUGUCAGGCGGUGUAGACGCGGCGCGCUGGGCGGCGGCGCGUGCGGCGGGCCCGAGUACAAGAUCACGCUGGGCCGGCCGCGCGCGCCCGCCGCGCCCGCCGCCGUCACCUCCACCAACCCCAAGACGCCCAGCCCCAGCCUCAACGUGAGUACCCGCCGUACUGUAGCACGUGUCAGGCGGUGUAGACGCGGCGCGCUGGGCGGCGGCGCGUGCGGCGGGCCCGAGUACAAGAUCACGCUGGGCCGGCCGCGCGCGCCCGCCGCGCCCGCCGCCGUCACCUCCACCAACCCCAAGACGCCCAGCCCCAGCCUCAACGGCGUGGGCGGCGCGCUGGAGCUGGACAAGGUGUGCGCGGAGUCGGUGCAGGACCUCAUGGCCACCAUCGCCAAGCUGGACUCCAACGGCGUGCAGGUGGUGGCCGAGCGGCCCGAGCCGCGCGCGCCGCCCGCCGCCUCCGCGCCCUCGCCCGCGCCGCACGUGCACUCCAGCACCGACGUCGACGCCUCCGCGAAAGCCGUAGCCGAGAGCCUGGGCGUGGGUGGCGGCGCGGCGGGCGCGGCCGACCCCAACGAGGACUGGUGCGCCGUGUGCAUGGACGGCGGCGAGCUCAUGUGCUGCGACAAGUGCCCCAAGGUCUUCCACCAGUACUGCCACAUCCCCACCAUCGAGAAGCUGCCCGACGAGACGGAGAGCUGGCAGUGCCUGCUGUGCGUGAACUUCGCGGACUCGGCGGGCGAGGACGAGGGCUGGUGCGGGCCGGGGCUGUCGCCGCGCCAGCAGCGCCUGGUGGAGCGCAUCACGCUGGAGCUGUACUGCCAGUACGAGGCCUCGCUGCACUUCCGCGAGCCCGUGCCCGCCGACAACAUGCACUACCACUCCAAGAUCGCGCGGCCGAUGUGCCUGGACGCCAUCCGCAUGCAGCUGCAGCCGCGCGCGCCGCAGCGCUACACGCACGUGGCGCAGUUCGUGCACGACUGCCGCCUGCUGUUCCGCAACGCCUACCACUACAACCCGCCGGACUCGGCGAUCUUCAAGGACGCCAAGCGGCUGGAGGAGUUCUUCGACGCGCAGCUGGUCAAGUUCCUGCCCGAGUACGCCUACUGGAGCGGCGACGGCGAGCCCCCGCACAAGCGCGCGCGCGCCCACGCGCUGGCCUGCUGA